GGAUUCUGAUUGGUCCAUUUCUGUCUUGGGGGCGGGACUAUUGGAAAGAGUCCAAUGAGGGAGGAAGUAGCUGCUCUGUGUGUCAGUCCUCUGAACCUCCGGUCGGACUUACGUUAACUGUUGCUGACUAACCCAAUAACGUCCCAAAAAGGGUGUCACCAUGGCAACCGAGGGGGAGCCCACAGACUUGAUCAAAGUUCUCCACCUGCUGGUGCUCUCCUUCACCUGGGGGAUGCAGGUCUGGGUCUCCUUUAUUGCCGGUUUCGUUUUGGUGACGCAGGUGACUCGACACACCUUUGGCCUGGUGCAGAGUAAGCUCUUUCCCGUGUACUUCUACUGCCUGCUGGGUUGUAACUUUGUCAGCCUGGCUGUGUUCGCCGUGUACCACCCCAGAGAGCUGCUGGACUGGCAUGAGAGCGUGCAGAUUCUUCUUUUCUUUGUGUCUCUGAUCAUGGCGGGCCUGAAUGCUCAGUGGUUUGGCCCCGGAGCCACUGAAGUGAUGUUCCAGAUGAGGGCGGUGGAGGAGGAGCACGGCCUGGGGAACCAGGUGGGCCUGGGCAGCCAGAAGGAGGAGUACGCCAAGCUCAGAGAGCAGGACCCCAAGUACAAAGCUUACAAGAGCUCGUUCGGCCGCUACCACGGGCUCUCCAGCCUCUGUAACGUCUUAGGAUUCAUCUGCACCACCACUAAUCUGAUCUACACAGCCCUGAAUUUAUCCACCAUUUAGAAAACACUUUUAUCCGAUCAAAAUUCUCCAUCUGAAGACCAGAGUUUUAAACUUAAAGUCUGGCAUAGUGUGUUUUUGCAAAGGUUUAAGGAAUGCAAAUGUGAAAAAAAAGUUUAUGUUUUUUUUCUAAAUAACUUUUGUCAGAAAUGAAUAUUUUUGAAUUCAUUUUUUGUGUUUUAAUUAUUCUGUUUCUAAAUACAUUUCAAAAAGUUUUUUUAAUAGUUCAAAAAAGUUAGUUUCAUCUCGUCUCCAGCAGGGGUCAGUGUUUAGUCAGGAUUUUCAGCUGUUCUGUUGCAAAUUGCACAAAUAAAGUCCUUUUGUGUUAA
Oryzias melastigma (Indian medaka) is the source of this 1053-nucleotide messenger RNA. It is a transcript of the gene tmem205, whose product is annotated as transmembrane protein 205. The transcript has 4 exons. Lineage: Eukaryota; Metazoa; Chordata; Actinopteri; Beloniformes; Adrianichthyidae. The record is from RefSeq and is a predicted model, not a curated record. The coding region runs from base 161 to 727 and encodes 188 amino acids.